Molecule: messenger RNA, 1827 nt
Organism: Penicillium pulvis
Lineage: Eukaryota; Fungi; Ascomycota; Eurotiomycetes; Eurotiales; Aspergillaceae
Exons: 1
Coding region: 1-1827 (608 amino acids)
Biological process (GO): coenzyme A biosynthetic process
Cellular component (GO): phosphopantothenoylcysteine decarboxylase complex
Molecular function (GO): FMN binding; phosphopantothenoylcysteine decarboxylase activity
Source: RefSeq, a predicted model, not a curated record
AUGGAGGUGGACGGAGAGGAGGCAGUAUAUGGCAACAAAGAUGGCUAUCGCCUUAGCUGCGAUCCGCCCACAUUCGACGUGACGGUAACUCCCUCGCCACGACGUCGCCGGCUACUCCUAUCGACCGAUAGCGCCUUCGCCGAGACCGUACUUCCGUCGUUGAUUCAGAACCCAUACAUCGAGCUGCGCUUGAUUACCGACGAACCCUCGGCUUUGCUGGCUGGCACGAACAAGAUUCCUCAUUACAUGGAUACGGUGGAUGGACAAACGUUUGAUAAAAAGACUGGGGCACGGAAAUGGCUUAAAGCAAAGACUGCUGAGCUCUGCGAGUGGGCUGAUAUGCUGCUUGUUGCCCCCAUUGACGCUGGGGCCUUUGGAUCUAUGCUGGCGGGGUUAACAAACACCUUGACUUUGGCGCUUUUACGUGGCUGGGUCUCAACCAAGCCCGUUAUUCUCAUCCCAGGGAUGACCGUCUCAGAAUGGGAGAAUCCAUUGACUCGCCGACAGCUAGACGAGCUCCGUCGGUACUGGACGUGGGUAUACAUCGUGAAGCCCGUACUUUGGAAGUCAAACGGGCCUGAGGAUUUGACGACUUUGCCAUGGGACGGGUUGAAAGACUUAAAUACCACACUUCGACUAACGUUAAACAUACCCUCGGUGGCUGCAUCUAUGGCUGCUGCAUCUUCAGCAAAGGGCAAAUCUGCCGCGACCCAAUCAACUUCAAAAGGGACCCAAUCAUCAGAUUCUGGCAGCAACACCAUAUCAGCCUUACAACAUCUGCAGCCUCACUGGCCAACUUCCGAAAGUAAAUCACAGUCCCUUCCGUUCGAAAUUUGGCUUAAUAUCUUUGAGGAACAGUUGGGAGAUUGGGAAACCGCCAAAGCCGUUGGAAUCCCAACCCAUCUUGCUGUUCCUCAAGAGUGGCAAAGCCACUUAUUGAAAAUGUCCACCCCUGCUUCCCUUGAAUACACAAUCCUCCGAGGCUCCUUUGCCGCCAUAAAGAAGCGCAUUGACGCACUUCCUCGUUGGAAACCUUUGUCAGACCUUGCCUGUCAUCUCAUCGUGAAAUUCUCGCGAACGGAUAUCCUGUCCUACCUCACUGAAAACCACCUCGACCUUUUGUGGACGACCUCCCGUCUCACUAACAUUCCUUAUCGUGCAUCUGCAAUUUACGGCAAUCCCACCGUUUUGACCUGGUGGCGCGAUGCCCCUGCACUUCCCAAUAAAGAGUACAUGGCUGAUGCCAUGGAUGGUGCGUCCAGAGCUGGGUUCAUCCAUGUUCUAGACUGGUGGCUUCAUUCGGGACUACCACUUCGAUACAGCGAACGAGCGCUCGAAUCUGCUAGUGCCGAGGGCCGGGUUGCAGUUCUUGACUGGUGGAAAACAGCCUCUACCAACGCUCCACGCAACAGGCCCAUUGUAAUGAAAGUUGGAAAGUCAGUCCUUCUCGCUGCACAGUCUGGUCGCACGGCAUCAUUAGCAUGGUGGGAUGCAUCAGGAAUACCAUAUAGCCACGCCGAAAAUGUUGCUCGGAUUGCUAGUACGCAUGGCCAUGUGCACGUGCUUGAUUUCUGGUACCGUUUGAAGGGCCCAAAAAUGAUCUUCGACAAUCAAGUACUUGUCGGUCCAACCAAGAACGGCCAUGACCAUGUUCUACAAUGGUGGAAAGACUGCGGUCUUCGUGUCGAGUUUAAAACCUGCGACAUUGAAGAAGCCCUGGAGGACGCAGUCUCCGGUGCCGAUGUCCGCGUACGCGCGUGGUGGGAACGUAACGGCCUCAACCUAGGCCUUGGAACAAGAGAAUGGAUGAAGCCAAAAGUGCUUUAA